Molecule: messenger RNA, 2159 nt
Organism: Trichobilharzia szidati
Lineage: Eukaryota; Metazoa; Platyhelminthes; Trematoda; Strigeidida; Schistosomatidae
Source: the annotation of a GenBank genome assembly
CCCGCCAAUAACGAAAGUCGUGCUACUGUGUGUGUUGUGGUGAAAACAAAACUUGUAUAAGUAAACAUAUCUGUAAAUUAUGCAGUUAAACCAAAGUGAAGUUAUAACUAUUCAAGCAGGAUCUUUGGCUAACCAAGUUUGCACACACUUUUGGAACUUACAAGAAUAUGGCUUUACUAACAAGCCAACCACUACUGAAUGUGAGUUUCCCUUUACAUAUCAAGUUCUGUUUGAUGACAGUACCCGCAAAAUAAAACCACGUGCAUUGGCUGUUGAUGUGCGUGAAACUGUUGAUUUUGGAACAAAACUUAAUUCACAGUUAAUUCCAACCUUAUUUGAUAUUCCAUUAUGGAAUAGUCAGGUGGACCAAGUUAUACGUUCAUCACCUCAGUCAAACGGAAAUAAACAUCUUUGUUCUAAUUGGACUAACUGUUUAUCGCCUUCUGCACACCGAACAUGGUGUCAUGAUGAUAUUCUUUACAAACUGCCAGUCUCAUUACAACCUAUUCCUACUGAGUUCACAGAUGAUAAGACUGAUCAACCGAAUUCUGUAGUCAGCCUUUCUACAUUCACUGAAGGUCAAGAUGUUUAUCGUUCUGGAAAUCAUGUAGCCGAUGAAUGUGAUGAUCGUAUUCGUCGUUUAGCAGAGAGUUGCUCAUUUGUGAAUAGCUUUCAGGUAGUCGUGGAUGCUGAAGACGGCUUCACUGGUGUUGGUAUCCGACUUUUAGAAAAUAUUGUUGAAGAAUUUCCUAAAGCAUUCAUUUUCUCAGUUCCGCUUUACCACUCAUCAGCUUUAUCACAUAUGUCUACACGUUUACAAAAGAUAGCAACUGUGAAUCAGCUGUGCUUAAUUAACAACUUAGAGUCUGGCGAUUUUAUUAGUCAUGGCUGUUGGUUACCUAUGGAUGUGUCAGAGCUAUCUGAUCAUUGUCAUGUUUGUCAGAAAAUGAGUGUUCUAGCCUCUGUUCUCGAUACAGUGACAACACCCACCAAGUUGGCGUAUAAAUUUGGUGGUCUAAACAUGAACAGUCUGUGGUCAGUGACAGGUUUUGCACAGGGUAGAAAUAUGCUUACAGCACAAGCGGGUAUUUGCUGUCACGAGAAGGCAGACGACCAACUCUCCUCCUGGUACAACUUUAAUCCUUAUUAUAAUCAAGGGAAAAGAAUAGCCGGUGAAACUGUCUCACCUCAACCAGUACUAUGGCGUCAGUUAAUGUCUCGAGGUGUUACAGAUUCUAAACUAAUGGAUAAUUUAUGGAAGAUGUGUAAUAAUGUAACAAACAGCAACGAUACAACUAGCUCUGUUAAAAAUAAUAAUAACAAUAAUAGUAAUAAUAACCAUGUUAAUAGUAAUAAUGCACUAGGUAAUCUGCACAUCCCAUCUUUAUAUACCUCAGGAUUAAGUCGUCUUGUAUACACCUUGCCUGAGUAUCCUUUACAGACAACAUCUACCCGAAUGAAUCAAAUCAAUUCGUCAUCAUCAUCGUCAUCAGCGGCAUCAUCGGCAUCAAAUUGUCAACAGUAUCCAACUAUGCGUACCGCCUGCAUAGUCGAUGUGCCUAACACUAAUUCAUAUGAAGCGAAAGCAUUAGAAAAACUAGUGAAAUCAUUACUGCCGUAUAAAUCUCAUCCAAUAGACACGCUAAUGGAAUUAGAGGUGUGGCGCGAGUUUUUAGAGUCUGCACAAACACGUCUAAUCGAUGCUUAUACAACUAAAUAAAACUCAAACACGUGUGUAUAAUACCCUUAUACACUUAUAGAGGACUUAUUGCUAUUUUUCUGUCCUACAACCUGGCAUUUUCUUUUCUUUUGUGAUAGAUUUUCAAUUGUAUAUAUUUAUAAUUGAACAUAUGUUGUCUGAUAAUUGACGCUUCUUUCACGCCUUCAUGUCUUAGAUUGUUCUUGAAGAGGAAAAAAGAGUAAUCAAUCUCUGCUGUUUUGUCCAGUUGUGUAUAUGGAUUGGUGUUUCUUUCUUUCUUUGUCUCCGUCUCUCUUUAUUGUAAAUUGUCUCAUGCAUUUCAAUUUCUAGACAAUAUUCUGGUCGAUUAAAGUUGAUCUCUAACGCAAAAAUUGUUCUCCCAUUUUGAAAUGAAUAAAUCUGUGACAGUUUUUUCUGCUCCCGCCUUUUUUUGUGUGUGUUUAUAACACUUCCUUCCUUC